This is a messenger RNA of Amphimedon queenslandica, 1077 nucleotides long. Its product is annotated as serine/threonine-protein kinase VRK1-like. Gene Ontology annotation, molecular function: protein kinase activity; ATP binding. Gene Ontology annotation, biological process: protein phosphorylation. The record is from RefSeq and is a predicted model, not a curated record. Lineage: Eukaryota; Metazoa; Porifera; Demospongiae; Haplosclerida; Niphatidae. The transcript has 7 exons. The annotation marks the transcript as partial.
AUGCCUGGCCCACCACGGGAUAAAAAAAGGAAAGCUAGAACUAAGAAGAAGGCAGCUGGUCGUCUAGUUCCACUAUGGCAGUCGGUGGUGCCACCAUUACCAGAUGGUACACUCCUCUCUGGGAUCUUUACUAUGGAAAAGUGGAGGCUAGGAAAGUCAAUAGGGAAAGGAGCUUAUGGAGAAGUUUACGAAGCAUUUUCAACAGCUGAAGAAUUCUCAGGCAGUUAUGCCAUUAAAGUGGAACCAAUAAGCAAUGGACCAUUAUUCUGUGAAAUACAGUGUUACUUAGAUGUAGCCUUUUCAAACAAGAUAAAUGAUUGGGUGAAGUCUCAUGAUUUAAAGUAUCUUGCAAUGCCUCAGUUCAUUGAUUGGGGAAAGAAUGAGACUUCUCCGUCUUUGCAGUAUUGCUUUCUUGUAAUGGAGAGAUUUGGAGACAAUAUUGAAAAGCUUUUUGAAGAAGCCGGGAGGAAGUUUGGAGUAAAGACUGUUUGCUAUCUGGCAUUAAGAAUAUUAGAGGCACUUGAAUUUUUGCAUAAUUCAGGGUAUGCUCAUGCUGACAUUAAAGGUAGUAACAUACUUACUGGAUAUUCUCAAAGAGAUCAGGUAUACUUGGUAGAUUAUGGAUUAUCAUUUGUGUACCAGUAUUCUCAAGGUGGUCACAAGCCAUACACACCUGAUCCAGGAUAUUGUUAUGGCACUCUUCCUUUUACAAGCAUUGAUGCACAUGAUGGAGCUAAUCCAUCACGCAGAGGAGAUCUAGAAAUACUUGGCUACUGCUUGUUAGAAUGGUCUUGUGGUAGACUACCAUGGGAGGAUUAUAUAGAGGAUCGUUCAAAGGUAGCAAGUUUGAAGAGAAGGUAUAAAGAUGCUCCUACUGACCUGAUGAAGGAUUGCUUCAAAGGAAAUGUGUAUCCCAAAUAUCUUCAAAAAUACAUGGAAUGUAUUUACAAAUUGUCAUAUGAAGAGACUCCUAAAUACAAUCAUUUAAGACAGUUAUUUUUUAAAGAACUAAAAGAUAACGGGAUGAGUGAUGAUGGAACUGGCCUUGACUGGAUAAGUGGAGGAGGAGGUGAAGGA